UCAGUUGACACAGCAGCGUUUAAAAGACUAGCGUCCCGCACGCGCGGCGACUCAAACGACGCUGAGGCGCGUCAGAGCGUUUGGGUUCUUCUCCUGAAAUCCCUUUCGUGGAGUACAACAGCAAAUUUGUCGUCCUUCACAUAUUCGAUCAAUGGCAUUCAUCAUGAUGAAAAAGAAGAGGUUUAAGUUUAAAGUAGAUGUGGAGCUGGAGGAGCUGUCAUCUGUCCCAUACGUGAAUGGAGUUCUGUUCUGCAAGGUUCGACUAACGGACGGAGGCUUUUCAGACGAGUCCUCAAGAGAGCCAGUUCUGGUGAAUUGUGUUAAAUGGAAGAAAAAAUUCUCCUUUUUAUGCAAGAUGAGUGCUAAUGCAGGGACAGGGGUGUUGGAUCCAUGUGUUUUUCGGGUAUCUGUAAGAAAGGAGCUCAAAGGUGGGAAGACGUUUGCAAAGCUUGGCUUUGCUGAUUUAAACUUGGCUGAGUUUGCCGGUUCAGGAAGCACCACACGGCGUUGUUUAUUGGAGGGGUACAACACCAAAAACACUCGUCAGGACAACUCUAUACUGAAGUUAAUAAUCAGUAUGCAGCUAAUGUCGGGUGAUCCCUGCUUUAAAACGCCUCCAUCCACUGCAAUGACGAUUGGUUUUCCAGGAGAAACAGAGACAUGUCUACAUGAGGACAGAAGAGGAGAGACGCAGAAUGCAAUCUAUACAGAAAACCCAGGAAAAAUUGGCUUCAGUCAUGGUUCUGUUCCAGAUGAACUGGGAAAGUGUGGUCACUCAAGAACCGCCAGCUACGCCAGCCAGCAGUCCAAGCUUUCCGGCUACAGCACAGGUCACUCACGCUCCUCCAGCCUGACAGAGUUCUCUCAUCGGAGGAACUUGUCUGUGGGCAGUGCCUCCACUGGGGUUGGCAGCCUACCAGAGCCCAGUGAGGACAGAGAGUCUCGCACACAGGCUUGCACACCUUUACCCCACCACUUAGCCACACCGUCCCACAGUGGGAUCACAGCCAACAGGCACCCUGUAAACAGGAUUCGGUUGAGUCUCAGCUAA
Molecule: messenger RNA, 1051 nt
Organism: Carassius auratus (goldfish)
Lineage: Eukaryota; Metazoa; Chordata; Actinopteri; Cypriniformes; Cyprinidae
Product: protein FAM102B-like
Exons: 9
Coding region: 152-1051 (299 amino acids)
Source: RefSeq, a predicted model, not a curated record